This is a messenger RNA of Helicoverpa zea (corn earworm), 2002 nucleotides long. RefSeq lists its product as uncharacterized. The transcript has 12 exons. The coding region runs from base 108 to 1940 and encodes 610 amino acids. The record is from RefSeq and is a predicted model, not a curated record. Lineage: Eukaryota; Metazoa; Arthropoda; Insecta; Lepidoptera; Noctuidae.
AUGCAAACAUAGCCACUUUGUGUAUAUAAGUUCACGAAGUUCUCGCUGGACAUCAUUUUACUGUUCUCAUUUAUUCUGUCUACUCCACUAUUCAAAGCAAUAUAAAAAUGUUUAAAUGGAUUAUUUAUUUGACUCUUCUGUAUAUGACGGAUUCCGUGGUUUGUAAACCUGACUACAUUUAUAAUGAUGCGGUGAAUGGUUGGUUGAAAUUCCAUGCAGUUCCAGCAACAUGGCAAAACGCAUUCCUGCAGUGUCACUAUGAAGGUGCAGUUCUCGCUUCUCCAAUCAAUCCAGAUCUUGAAUCUGCUCUAACGCAGAUGAUGAAAAAGGAAGAUGUCUUUGGACCAAACGGUAUUUUCAUUGGAACAAAUGCAUUGUCUUCUGAAGGGGACUACAUUUCUAUCGAAGGAGUGCCGUUGGCUGAUAUGCCUGUGAAAUGGAGACAACAUAAUAACGAGCAACCUAACAAAUGCUUGUAUUUUUAUGAUAAAAUGGUCGAACCCAUAGAAUGCUCAACCUAUGCACCAUACAUUUGCUACAAGAAGAGAGACAACUCUACGAUAUUUAAUGAAUGCGGGACAUUUGACAACGAGUAUCACUUCAGUCAGGAAACUGGCAGCUGUUACAAGUUUCACAGUGAGUUCAAGACAUGGAGCGAGGCGCACAGAAUAUGCCUGGCCGAAGGUGGCCACCUGGUCAUCAUUAACGACCAGGCUGAAGCCACCACCAUCAAGAAUAUGUUUCCACUAGGAGGGAAAAGAGUGUGUAUUGGGUUACGACAAUGGUCAAAAGAUUUAUUGCUCACUAUUCACGGGGAAAAAUUAGAAAAUGUGUAUCACGAGGGGAUUUCUGGUUACGACGACCGUUAUGAUAGGUCGAUGAAUGGAUACUUUUUGUCAGACGGCACCUUAAAUAAGAUCAAUUUUAAUCAGGAAUCCCAAUACAUUUGCGAGAAGGAUCCUUACACUUAUCGCUUUCAAAAAGAAUCAUCAUACAAUGAAGAAGAAUUGACUGUUAUCAUUUUUACUGAAUUGGUCAAAGCAACAUUAAACAUGUUCAAAUGGGUUAUUUAUUUAACCCUUCUGUAUAUAACGGAUUUCGUGGUUUGUAAACCUGACUACAAAUAUAAUGAAGAUGUGAACGGUUGGUUUAAAUUCCAUACAGUUCCAACGACAUGGCAAGAUGCCUUCCUGCAGUGUCACUAUGAAGGAGCAGUUCUUGCUUCACCGCUCAAUGCAGACUUUGUAUCUGUUAUAUCAGAUAUAAUGGGCGAUGAAUAUGCAUUAGGUAUUUUCAUUGGAUCGAAUGCAUUGUUUUCUGGAGGGGACUACAUUUCUGUCGAAGGAGUGCCGUUGUCCGACAUGCCGGUAACAUGGGAAAGACGUUUUGAUAAGCAGAAACCUGGCAAUUGCUUAUCUUAUUAUUAUGAAAAAGUUAGUCCUGUAAGUUGUACAACAUAUCUGCCGUACAUUUGCUUCAGGAACAAAGACAGAUUUGCAAGACUAAAUGGAUGCGGCACUUUUGACCCUAAGUACCGCCUCAGUAUGGCAACAGGGAAUGAGAGAUGUUACAAGUUCCACAGUGAGUUCAGGACAUGGAGCGAGGCGCACAGAAUAUGCCUGGCCGAAGGUGGCCACCUGGCCAUCAUUAACGACCAGGCUGAAGCCAACACCAUCAGGAAUAUGCUUCCAAGAGAGUGGAGUGGGGCCUUUAUUGGGUUACGAAAGUGGAAUCAGGAUACAUGGCUAACUAUUCACGGGCAAACAUUGGAGAAGUUAUACCACAACUGGAAUGCUGAAUAUAACAGCAAAACACAGACAUCGUAUGGUAUUUUCUUAUCAGAUGGAACUAUAGGCGAAUACGAAGACACUUUGGAUGGCUUACCAUUCAUUUGCGAAAAGGAUCCUUAUACUUCCCGCUUUCAAAUGGUACCUGAAUAAUAUUUGGAGAAGAAGACAAUUAAGUAAUUAAAAAAUAACAAAACUAAGCUACGUUAUAAACA